Bursaphelenchus okinawaensis is the source of this 10839-nucleotide messenger RNA. Lineage: Eukaryota; Metazoa; Nematoda; Chromadorea; Rhabditida; Aphelenchoididae. The record is from the annotation of a GenBank genome assembly.
AUGGCCGGCGGCGGCCGAAGCCCGCUUUUCACCCAAAUAUCAUGGAUAAUAUGUUUAGCCGGUGGGUUGUUUGGGUAAUUUUAAAAAAUCAUUUGAGUUUUUGAUUUUAUUUUAAGCUUUUUAAGGAUUCUACUUUGAUUACAGCAUGAUUCAUAUAAUUUUAAAGUGUAACACUUGCUGUUUAGUCAUUUAGAGAGCGUUUAAACUUAAAGUUCAGCCACCCGGAUUCGCAACUUUUUUUAAAAAUGCAAUUCCAAGUCAUAAACGAUUUAAAAAAAACCAACUUUGCCAAGUAAUAAUACUUGAAACUUUUUAUCAUGAAACUUUUUUCAGCAUUAUGCCACGGGUACCUAGAAGAUCGCGAUCUCAGUUUGUUACCGACUCCACCUCACUUUAUCCACGAGCCCAAUCUCCCCAUAAUGUAUUAUAUUCUGGAAAACACGCCAGACCGUGACAAUCUAGACCAUCUGAAAGCACGCACCUUCAACUGCAAAGCUGCUGGUGUUCCAGAGCCAAGGUACGAGACAAUUUUUGUUUAAUUUUGAGAAAUUAUGUUUGAAAACAGAGUUUUAAAGUCUAAAUCAAUGUAUAAUAAGUAACAUAAACCAAUCCUGAAACAAUUUGUUCACCCCAAUUUUUGAAAAAAAAAAAUAUUUCUAAUUUUUUGUUAUUUUUUUGAAAAAUAAUUUUGGUUUCGAAUGUUUUUACUCAAUCUUUCUAUAGUUGAGAAUUCUAGCCAUGUCACUACCUUCAAUCAGUUUUUUCAUAUUUUAUGUAUGCGAAGGCAAUAUUAUAAAUUACUUUUCGAAUUGUUUCGUUGACAUUUCUUUUUACAUGUUUAGAAUUUGACUUGAAAACAAUAUUUUAUUCGAAAAGUUAUUAUACAAUUUGAUAUUAAUUAAAUAUUUAUGGGAAUUUGGGAACAAUCAUUAAGUUUUAUGUGACUUUAGAUAAAACAAGGUAUUUUUUUAUGUUUUUUAAAUGAAAUAGCUUGAUUUGGCUUGGAUUUACAUAAAAAUAAAAAACUUCAUGUUAUUUUAGGUACGAGUGGAGGAAAGAUGGAGUUCCCUUCCCAUUAGAAGUCUAUGCUCAAAGGAUUGAACAGAAGAAAGGCGAAGGAACGUUCACACUCUCACAACUGACUUUGGAAGAUCAGGGAGUUUAUGAAUGUUUGGCUAUCAAUGAAAAUGGCACAGCCGUUUCAGAGAGGGUCAAGUUUGAGGCUGCUUGUAAGUUUAUUUAAAUUUUAAAUGUUUUACAAUAAUAUUGUCUCACAAUUUAAUAAUUAUAAUAUUUAAUUCGAGAAGUAGCAAAUUGAUGUUGCUUUAGUUAUCCAACUGUUCGACGAAGAACAACCAGAAGUGGUGCAAGUGGAGCUCGGUGAUCCUUAUCAUCGCAACUGCACUCCGCCGGCUUCGAAUCCGACGGCCAGAGUUUAUUGGAUUUUAAUGGGAAGUGAGCCGGGCUCUUUCGGCACGAUCAACUCAUCCCACAUCUCGACAAACGAUCAGGUCGGUCUAAUUGACUUAAUUAACUGUGUUUGGGCGCCGAAGGCAUAGCGACGUUGGAUUCUGAUUGCGUGGAUUUAAAUGGUCGACGCGUUGAAGGUUCUCAAAUACCUUGAGUUUUAAGGGGUUUCGGAAAUACUAGACGGUUUCUGGGUUUUCUGUACUAAUUUCGGAAGCCAUAGAAGGAAUUGUAUAGGAAAAGCUCAAGUUUUUGUUUGAUAAGUAUUAGCUCGGCUUAUUACAAGUGUCUGAGUAUACUAGUUAGGAAAAAGCGUCCAUAGAAACAGUUUUUCUUUUGCUAUGUAAGGCUUUUUUUCACUUUUUUAUCACCUUUCUAUCAAAAUUAAUACAAACCCUCAAGCAAAAUGUUUUACUGUUUGCUAAUUUACCGACCGAACCCUCAAACAGCAGCACUUUUGCACUGUGCGCUUGGAAAAGGUAUUAAUAACCGGUCGUGUUUAACAAGCCUUGACCGAUUACCCCAGAGUAUUAGGGCGCAACCCCUCUUCCGAGACUUGAGAACUUAUUUGUGUUUGUUUUACGUCCUUGAAGGUUUUUUGAUUCCAGAAAACAGACUUGUUGCAUAUUGUCCGUCCAUUACAGGAAAAUAAUAAAAUUUGCAUGAGCUUUUGAGGGAGCAGAAACGCCGCGCGGCCUUGACAACAUCCUGGAGACGGCUGAAGGCUGGCUGUCAGGGAAGGGGGGGGGGGGGGGGGGUGCGCGAGAUUGAGGAUUUGAUCCCGAUUCGAGGGACCGAACGUUGUUUUAACCGUUUCAAUGGGAACCAUAAGUUUCCGCAAUUUGUGCAAGUAUAACAAGUUUUGGGGGUGUUUUUGGAGUUUUUACUGCAAAGUUUUGGAGGGUUUCAAACCAUUUCGAACUUUCUUUUUGGCUGUCUGCGCAAUUUAAUUAUAAUGUGGAGAUUAAAGAUGCACGUUAAUUUUAAUAUUUAAACACUGUAAUUAUAAUAUUAGACAUGACCAAUAUUGCACUAGAUGGGCUCUUAAGCCACUACAACUAUGGUUUCCUUUCAGUGCAAGGUCUCCAUUUGUAAUUGUAAACUUUGCUAAUGUUGUUUUAAAAUUUGAUUACUUUGCCUCACUCUCGCACCUCCAUCUUGCUCUGCUCUGCAAAUCAGUGGGAAUUGUUUAUAAUUAGCCCAAAUGGGGAAGGUCCGUAAUUAAAGGGCAGGUGGGGCUGUUUGACGCCCCGACUAUUUAAAUAUGAAACAAGCUCACCUCAUGUCUUUCUGGAACAGCUGAUUAUGAUGGUUGGGGUGGGAGGUGGGGAGGGGUUGCGUGAGAUUAUGGCCGUCGUUCUUUCACGUCUUCUGCCCGGAUGACUUUUCGAAUCUGAUGCGAUUGGACAAGGCUUGUUCCUAUACUUUUUGCGCAUGUUUAGAGGCGAUAAUAGAGCCGGGGGGUGAAUAAUACAGCUUCAGAAUAUUUUCAUUGUUUAUGAGCUUUUUAUAUUGUUUUAGGUGUUUUACUGGAAAUUUAUUUUUAAAAUAGCUUAUAUUAACUAUGCUUUUAAAGUAAGCGCAAGCUCAUGACUAACCGAUCUGAAAGCUUGACUCAAACUUAUUUGACUCAUUUCUGUGUGCUGGAUCGAGUAACCGAUCCUGUGGUGUUUCUACUUGUCUUGCUUGUGUACUAUGCCUUCUCUUGUCCACUACGACCUCUCUCGUGUCCUCUAUGACGUCUUUUUGUCCACUAUGACAUGACCGGCUGUCUAAACUCCCCAAAGACAACAAUCAGUUGUUACAAGUUUUGAUAACAAGUUUUUCCUUUGAUGUACACCGCCGCAGCUAGUUUUUCUCGCCUGGCUAAAUAAAUUAUCCGUUAUUUAAUUGCCUUUUCUGUUUUUUAUUAUGGCCGAACACCUCUGGAGAAAGGGUAAAAAGUAGGAAUGGGUACUUGAGAAUACUUUCGAAGCUGUUUGAUGCCAGUCAGAAAGUGCCCCGGGGCUUUAUUUCACUUUAUUUCGUACAACUUUUUGAUGGCAAUUAGUUGCCAUGUUGCAAAAAGUUGUUUACUACUAAAAAGUAGUAUUAAUUGUAAUGAAAGUCAUACCGAAUGUCAAAUUUCUAUUACUUUCGUACUUUAGUUUAAAAAAACUUGCUUUAAUUUGCUUUUUUUAAACUUUCCAACGGCUAUUACUUGUAAUUUGUCAUAAAUUACUACAAACUUGUUUCCCCUUAUUCGUACUGUAAUUCGAAAAAAGCGUUUAAUUCCAAAAUGGGAAAUUAAACGUCAGCCGCCAAAUGUCACUAUAGCCAUCAUAUUUGCAUAGAUGUACUAGCGGGCCGGGACGGGCGUCGGGGGACCAGAUAAGGGGGCAGAUAACAUAAAACGCGGUUUACCUAGUCCAUGAAACCAGAACUAUCUGGUUCGAAAGCCGGCUCUCGAGGCCACCUGUCCUCAGGGCUUGUUUUCCCAAGGUGCGUGUCGUCUUUGCUGUUUGUUGAGCCAUGUAUGUAGUGACUCUUCCCGGAUUGACAUCGGAUUUGGCUUUUUAAAUGCCAUAUUUCCCCAAAACGGCGGACGGUUUGGACGGCGUCGUUCAUCUCUUGGCCGUCCGAUUGGUUCCGGCCGAAGAAAAAAACUUUGCGCACUCCUUUAGGGCAUGGAGACGCUGAAACAGGCGCGUCUAAGUCCUCCCGCAACUCCCACUCCCAAAGGUCUCUCCCUCGUCUUUCGUUUGCCAAAAAUGGCUCCAGGGCAGGGGGUGGGGGGAGCGGGGAGAAGUCCACAGAGUUGUUGUUUCAGUCGGCCCGAAGAUCCUCCAACUUGGAUGUUCUCACGUUUAUAAGGUUGUUUGGUACAAAUUAGAUUUGGUUUUGUUCCCAACAUGCAAAUGAUGGGAAUCUGGGGCUUCAAGAGGCUAUUCGUUUUAUGAUAGUCAUUUCUAUUGACUUUGAACAUGUCUGUCCUCACAUUUAUUUGAAAAAGACUUCAGAAAAAGCAUGUUACUUAAUGUUGGUCUGGUGUUACUUAAUGUAGACGCUUUUUGCUUUAAUUUCUAAACAAACGUACGUUUUGUUUAGAAAUUAUCUACCCAAAUUUGUUUUCCUGCAUGAUACUACACUUUUUCACCCUAAUUACUACCCGAAAUAGCAUCGUGUACUAGGGCUAUAAAUCUGGAGGGCGAUUUGUUGUAACAAAUGUAUUCAUAACCAGGCACAAAUUCCUAAACGAGUAAUGUUUGGCCGCCUCUUGGACACCGGAUGUGUGGAGACCAGCAAGCAUGAGUGUCUUCUUGUGACGCUUUUAACCCGCGCUCUCGACUUUUGUUUGCGAUCCCGAUCUUUCCGCGGGUCUUUGGCCUGGCUGUGGAAGAACGCUUAAGCGGUUUGGCCUCCUCAUUAUUACAUUCGAGCCCAUAACCUAUUCCAUGAUAAUGUAUUGAGCCAGUAAUUCAUUAGGCGGCGUUAAAGAGUCCUGAUGAGAGAGCCAGAAGUUUGUUGUGUCCAGUCUGAGUUAGCCAUUAUGGGUUUGUAACUUAUUACGCGUAGUUGAGAGACCAUAACGUGAAGUUAAUGUAACGUGAAGCCAAUGUAACGUGUAGUUAAUAAGCGAGAACUACUUGACUUUGUCCUAACCGCAUUGUCAUAGGAAACUGGGACCAACGCCUGAGGGCCGAGCUUCCUUUUCGUCUUAGCCUAGCCAUGCUGCAAAGGCGCGGCGCCCGGCCGCUAGCGACCGCGCCACCCUGCCAGCGGCCCAAACACAGAACAACAAUUUUAGCUGGGAUUCUAUGUUUGCUCACGGUCAGUUUCGUUUCUUUUUUAGGGUACCAUUUUCUUUCACCAUGUUAAACAGUCCGAUUUCAAGAUCGACCGCUUUUACACGUGCACGGCCGAGAACACCAAGAUCAAGGACUACAAGUUUGGAAGCCAAUUCAAGCUGAAUGUGACGACUAACAAGAGGAGAAGCCGUAAGUCCUCAUUUCUUAUGCAAAACAAACAAUAAAGGGAGUAUCGGUUACAAUGGGAAGGAACAACGUGAUUAAGCGUUGUGAAUUCCUAAAUUUAACAGUUACGUAACAAAGAAAAGGCGUGACACAUAUUACGCAACAUUUAUAAAUCAAAAAUUUAAUUAGCUAAACUUAUCAUAACCUAAUCAAUGAUGACUUGAGAGAUGACAAAAUAAUAAAAAUUAACCAUUUCAGUAGAAGAUUCAGCCCUAAUACCUCCAGCUGAACAGUACGUCAACCGGUCAAGUCCGAUCGCUUUAGUCGGCCAAACAUACAAACUGCAUUGUCUCUUCUCAGGAUAGUAAGUUGUGGCAGCAGUAAUCGUUAUUGUCAUUUUAGUCCCGAGCCAAUCCCGACUUGGUACAAGGACGGAGUCGAGAUCAGCCAAGAUAACGCCGAAGGCUUCUUCUUCGAAGCCUAUGGAAAGACACUGGCUUUCAAUGCGACGCCAGAGAAGGCUGGCAAGUACGACUGCAAGUUCCCCAAUCACAACGACAUUGACCGGGUCUUUGAUGUUGUAGUAGAUGGUAGGUUAUGGUAGAUGGUCGAGUGUUGAGGGCCAUUGAUACCUGUAUCAUAGUAUACAUAAACUAUGCUAAUUUGCAAGAACACUCUAACAUCGUAUAUGUUGUUGUAAACCGUGACGAAUCUCGGGAAAUGACUCAUUUCUUUGUAGCUGCUCCAUAUUGGCCCGGAGGCCCUCCGCCCAACACGAACACGAGCGAAGGCGAGACGGUUGUCUUUGACUGCCGAACCAUCGGAAAGCCGGUCCCCACCGUCACUUUCUACAAGAAUGGAGUCGGUAUGUUGUGUUAUUGUGCUAUCUAUGCUAUGUCACCCCAUCAUGGCCUUGUUCAUCAUAUUUCCUUUAGAAAUGACCAAGGAGUCCACGCCUGGCAACUGGGAGAUCGACAAGACGAAGCUGGUUCUUCACAAUGUCAGAAAGGGUGUCAAUGGCAUGGGCGACAACGCCGUCUACCAAUGUAAAGCAGAGAAUAAGCACGGCUAUCUGUGGACCAACUUUUACCUGAACUUGUUAGCCUUUGGCCCGAGGUUGCUGGAAGAGCCGAGUGAAGUCGAGGCUGUAGAAGGUAAACCCUUCAACAUGGAAUGCAAGUUCUUCGCUUCCCCACUACCCAACGUCACCUGGGAGAAUCCAUCGCUUCUGGGUGAAGAUUAUCGUACCGAAGUCGACUCACAAGGUGUAGCUCAUCUCACCAUCGAACGUGAGUUUAGGCUUUUUUCCUAAAUAUUAAAUUUUUAUAUGUUGUUGUUAAUAUUAUUACAGCUCUUUGUGUAAGAUAACUAAUUUUUAAAAAUUCAAAAUGAAAAAUUAAUAUGACUAUUUUAGGAGUGACAGAGGACCAUGAAGGUGAAUACGACUGUGUAGCCAAAAACAAGUACGGUACAGCCAAAGGGACGAUAAAACUAUCAGUGAGAAGUAAGUGAAAACAAUCAUUUCACAAUUUAAAUUUAGAGCCGACGCUUCUGAAGCCAUUCACGGAGCCAAUACAGGUAGUCCAGGCUGGCCGAGCAUUGAAAUUGCCGUGUAGCGCUGACCACGAUGACGAUCUCGAUGUGACGUACACAUGGAAGGUAGACGGCCUGCCAUUAGACCAGUCGAAGAUAGAAAGUGGCCAAUUCGUGAUUGACGAUGACAACACUUUGACCAUCGAGAAUCCAACUCAGUUCGAUUCUGGAGACUAUCAGUGCACGGCAUCGACGAAGCUGGAUGAAUCUUCGAAAAGUGUCAAGAUCAGCGUACAAGAUGUUCCUGGUCCUCCACAUGCUGCCAGAAUCGAACGAUGUGAUGGAAAGACUGCUACAGCCACGAUAUACUUCGAGCACCUGGAAUCUAAGAACACCGUGGUACCAGUCAAAGAAUUUUGGUAAGUGAUCGUAUGUUAUAGUAGAUAUUUUGUGUUUAGGGUGAGGUACAUGGCUGAUCCUAGCGUUGAGCUAGUCCAAUGGAAGGUACAUCCAGUACCAAUCAGUGCCAUCGACAAUGAAGCCGUGGCUUCAGCUAGGCACGUCAAGGCCAACGCUACCAUUGCUCUGAAGCCGUACGGUCGCUACGUGUUCCAAGUGAUUGCUAGGAAUACAGUAGGGGACAGUUCCCCCACAAAAGUCAAAGGACAAUGUGACACUGACGAGAAACAACCCUACAGGAACCCUGCCAACGUUAAGACAUUAAGCACGAACCCUGGCCAGCUUACUGUAACAUGGGAUCCGAUGCCGCGAGAUGAGUGGAAUGGCAGAGACUUUGGAUACGAAGUGCUUUAUCGACCGGUAAGACAGCGUUUUAAAAACGUAUCAGCUUUUUAUAAAUUUAAAAAUUUAAUUGUUCUAUAUGCUAUUAGCAAUAAAAGUUUUAAAAUUUUAAAAACUCACGUGAUUCAUAUUCAGAAGGAGGAAGGCGGCCAAUGGAAGACCAUGGAAGUCAGCGACCCCUUCAGCGAUACAGCCACAAUCGAAUUCGAGAAUCCUCAACCCAUGAAGUCGUACGAAUUCCAAGUAAAGUCCAAGAAUCGUCACGGUGCUUCUCUGGUCGAACCCCAAACCAUUGACGGCCGAACUGGAGAAGCAGUGCCUGAAGUCAGACCAGAGAACUUCAGAGUUGAAGGUGUUACCUCAACGUCAGCUACCUUCCACUGGGACCGAGUUGAUCCUUCUCAGAUCCAAGCCAACUUCACUGGCUACAAGGUCACGUUCUGGCACGAAGACGAAGAUCUUCCGGCUGAAGACGACGUCAAACAUCUGAAGCGACGUCGACGUCAGAUUCCUGAAAGUAGAAGAAUGAAGUCGGUAGUGGUGGCUCCAGACGCUACAAGUGUGACAGUUCACGGGUUAAAGCCGAAUGCACAAAACUACGCCGUGGUACAGGUACUGACCGAACAGCACGAAGGUCCCAAAAGCGAAGUUUUGACAUUCAGAACACGAGAAGGAGGUAAGCAACAUAAAAGUUUCUUGAUAGCAAUGUCGUAAAAUGUGUUUAAAGGAAGUCGGUAAACAAGGUUUUAUGACCCUUGGGUGUUUUAUCUAAGACUGUUUUAUUGUUUUGUUGUUUACAACACUUAGACUGUAUAAACAUUAAAAUAAAAAAGACAAUCUUAAAAUUCAAAAAUUUAAAUAAACUUUACAGUACCCACCCCGGUUCGAGAGCUGAACGCUUACCCCAUGAACAAUUUGUCGCCGCUGGAGAAGGGGAUCGUGGUCCUGAAAUGGGAGCCGCCGCGUGCCAAUAAUGGCCGUCUCACCCACUACUCGGUACUGCAAUGUAGAACGCAUGGAGUAAAUGAUGAACAAGUCGCUUGCCAAGCCCCGCCCAUCGAGGUUUCCGGCAAAACUACCGAAAUCCGACUAUCCGAAUUGGAAUUCGAGUCCAAUUACCGGUUCAAAGUGUACGGGCACACCGCCUCCGGGCAAGGAGCCCCCAACUCGGCCGACGCCAAGACCCUGCCCGAGGCAUUGCGCUUCCAACGUGAGUAGUUUUAAUUGUUAUUGAUCUGACAAACACAUUUGUCUCAAUUUGGUUGUUUUCGAGCAAUACCUCCUCCCUUCUUUCUCUCGGUCGUAUCGACAGACAAACUUCUUUCAAUUGACAUGAGUUGACAACCCUUCCACUUCUUUUUUGCCUCCGGACAUCUGACCACUCCAAGGUCACAAAUUAUAGUUUACAGAUCGCUAUUUACAGAUCGCUAUAAUUUACUUUGUUUACUGAGUAGGUAUACACCCAGCAGGUCAGUAACAGAGAGAGCCCCCACCAGAUCCCCUAAUAUUUAAAAUGCGCACAUUUCACCGAAUUUCAAAGUCGGGAAUGGGGGGGGGGGGGGCUCAGCUGGCCCUUAAUUCAGUCCAUUACGCAACGAAUGGCCUUGGUUUUGUUUCCAGUAAUCGCAUUGGAUCAAAAAGAGGAGUCUAAUCGCUGCCUCCCUCCCUUUCUUAAUCAAAACUUUCUUUCAAAUUAGGACAUUCGGAACGGGGGUUUUGCUCGGCUGUUCUUGGCCGUCCAUCCGGGCUAGUUCGGGGCGAGUUUUGCAGGAAGGCGAGACAACUGCCGUUUAAAAGGCCCUCUUUGAAUCGAGUGAAAACUGUUUCCCCUGCGGCCGUCGUAUGACGACGCGUUUUAUUAUAAUCUGUUACAUAAGUGUUUGAGAUGAUCAUCUGUCUUCUGGCUAGUUUGUUGGUCUGGAGUGGCUCGGCAGCUCCGUUUAAUGCCACUUCUGACAUUUCAGUCGAUCCAUCGAGGCCGCUUCUCACCACAGAAGGCAUCGGCGACCAUCACUUCAAUGUCAGCUUCGUUCCCGGCGACUACAAUGAGGACGAACAACGACCGGUCGGCCAGUCCUUCUACGUCAAGUACCGCGAGGAAGGCGAGACCGAGUGGAAAGUAAGUUUUUUUCUGAAUUUUAACGAAAUUUUUUAUUUGAAUACGAAUACGCUUUUUUAUUUUUUAUUUAAAUGAGGUUUUAAAUUUUAUUUACUUUGAACUAGAAUUAUUAUUAAAGUUAAACGUUGUUGUUGUAGGAGAAGAAACCAGAAGGUUCUGCUCUUCAUACCACGGUAGAUGGCCUGACUCCAGGCACAAAAUACGAUGUAGAGGUAGUCUCAGUCCAAACAGAUUCCCGAGGCACGGUCAGAGAGACAGAGUCAAGAGUGCACUCUUUAAUAACAACGGGUAUUUGUAAGUUUUUACUGUGUAAUAUCAAGUAAUGUAAACAGAAACCUUGACUAACACAAUAAAAUACAAUAUUUGUAUGACUUUACUUUAUUGUCUAGGUACAAAAUUUUUAAUUUAGCUAUAACUUCUUACUGUUUUGCCUUAUAGCGUCAUUACUUUACUCAAUUAAAUGCUAUUUCAGCUCCGUACAGCGCCAGAAUCUACUGGAUUAUCCUGAUUCUACUGAUCUUACUGGUACUCCUCUUCUUGUGCUGUUUGAUCGCUUACUGUUGUAGAAAGCGAGGUCAGAAGUACCCAGUAUCAAAGAAAGAACGGCUACAAGGCCGAGAACUAAUAACUCCAAAAGAUCGUGGUUUUGCUGAUUAUGGCAAGAUGUAAGUAUUGUAUUCACAAGCUUGCCAAAGUGAUAACAUGAUCUUGUUAAAGCUUUCUAUCUAUUUUUAUUUGUAUGUUGUUAUGAACUACUUUUUAAAAAAUACUUCUCCUUAAUCUUAACCAUGACAUUUUAGCGACGAUGAAGAACAGCGAUCGUUGACGGGAUCGCGGACGGGCGAAUCCGAGACCGAUUCGAUGGCCGAAUACGGGGACGGUGAUCCAGGCCGCUUCACGGAGGACGGAUCGUUCAUCGGCCAGUACGGGCCCAACAAGACGCUCGUCGUGACAACACAACCCUAA